Messenger RNA from Pseudonaja textilis, 1763 nucleotides. RefSeq names its product receptor-interacting serine/threonine-protein kinase 3. The record is from RefSeq and is a predicted model, not a curated record. Gene Ontology annotation, molecular function: JUN kinase kinase kinase activity; ATP binding. NCBI's taxonomy places the organism in Eukaryota, Metazoa, Chordata, Lepidosauria, Squamata, Elapidae. Gene Ontology annotation, biological process: protein phosphorylation.
AUGGCUGUUCCCAAUGAGUUCUAUGAGCAGAUCAGUGAGGAGCACCUGAAGAACCUCUCCUUCAUUGGUCAAGGAUCUUUUGGGAACAUUUUCCGAGCUCGCCACCAGAAGUGGGGAACCGAUGUUGCAAUCAAGUUUCUCAGCCGGGAUUCUUCCUUCACUCAAGAAGAACUCAUGAAUGAAGCCCGAGCCAUGGACAAAGCCCGCUUCAGCUACGUCCUACGACUCUACGGCCUCUUUGUAGGCAAAAUGCCGAUAGAUGCUGCAUCGGCAUCAUCCAUAGUGCCCAGCUUGGGCUUGGUGAUGGAAUACAUGGAGAACGGCAACUUGUCCAACUUAAUGUGUCAGGUCCCCUCUAUGCCUUGGGCCCUACGUUUCCGCAUCCUCUACGAGGUAGCCCUGGGUAUGAAUUUCUUGCACAACCUCAACCCACCAUUGUUACAUCUGGAUCUCAAGCCUAGCAACAUCUUACUUGAUGGGGAGCUGCAUGUCCGGGUGUCGGACUUUGGCUUGUCCAAGUUCAAGCGAGGAACUACCCAGCAAUGUAACCUCAAUUCUGGGGAAAGGAGUAGCUGUGGUGGGACCCUGGAGUUCAUGCCUCCUGAAUCCUUUGUCGAUUUCAAGUACAAGCCAGCCACCAGCACAGAUGUCUACAGUUAUGGAAUCCUCAUAUGGUCAGUAUUAAGCAACCAAGAACCUUACCACAAUCUCCACAAUGCGAACAUGAGUUCCCUGAUCAAAAUGCACAUCCCACGAGGUCAAAGGCCACAGACAGAAGAUCUGGAGAAGCAGGUCGAUCAAGUGCUACAGCUGGCAAACGUGAUUGAUCUCAUGAAAAGAUGCUGGUCUAAUGAGAAGGACCAGAGGCCGAGCUUCCAGGAUUGCAGAGAAAAAAUGGAAGUCGUGUAUUCCUGUUACAAGUGGAAGAUUACGCCAGCUGUCAGAGAAAUCCAAGACAUUUUGAUGCAGAAAAAUAGUUCUUUUAGAACAGAAGCCAAGGUCCCUCCCCAUCUGAGUUCCAAGGGACCCAGUCUUGCCCCCGCGACAUCUGAGGGCUACCGAGCAUUCACUCCUACCUAUGGCUUGGAAGAACAUUUAAAAACCAUUCAACUAGAAGAAACGUCAUCUGUGCAAAACGAAGCUGUACCACCAGAAGUUGUUUUAAGAAAGAAAUCUAUUGGGAACCUUCACCGAAGUAAAAGCAUGUGUAACAGGGAUAAAGCUGAAAGGACAGAGCAGGAAAAUCCUUAUGUGUCGGAAGUCCAAACUUCACAAAGGAGCACACUCAGAGAUAAUAAGCAACGGCCUCGUUCAGAUACAUUUACUUCUCCAUUAUAUCCAAAUUAUCCUGCAUUCCAUCAUUAUCCGCUGCCAUUUUAUGGCUCCCACCAAGGUGAUAUUCGAUUUGCUCAACAGAACCAGUCAUUCCUGGGUCAUUCUGCACCUACAGUUUCCUAUGGUGGGAUUCAAAUCAGUGGCAGCAGCAUCACCGGAGUUCAAAUUGGAGGUGGAAACCACAUGCAUGUUGAACAAGCUUCUCGGACAAAACAUGGCAGUAACCAAUGAAUGCUGAUAGAAAAUGGACAACUUCAAUCCUGUGCUUGGGAGAAUUCCAGCCAGUCCCUUGUCUUUUCUAUUGUCCCUGACUUUUCUGCACAAUCCUUCUAAUAUAACAUAAUCCAGCUAUUUCUAGAAAGAUAGAAUCACAGAACAGAAAGAAUGGAGGUCACUCAGGAAUUCAUCUAUUCCAGGAGUCCAGUGGU